Acanthochromis polyacanthus (spiny chromis) is the source of this 1869-nucleotide messenger RNA. RefSeq names its product chromobox homolog 3b (gene cbx3b). The coding region runs from base 236 to 796 and encodes 186 amino acids. The record is from RefSeq and is a predicted model, not a curated record. NCBI's taxonomy places the organism in Eukaryota, Metazoa, Chordata, Actinopteri, Pomacentridae. Gene Ontology annotation, molecular function: chromatin binding. Gene Ontology annotation, cellular component: pericentric heterochromatin; nucleus. The transcript has 5 exons. Gene Ontology annotation, biological process: negative regulation of transcription by RNA polymerase II; chromatin organization.
UGGCAUGACCUUUUCCCUUGGCAACCACUUCCUCCGAGCAUCAACGGCCAUCUUUAAUUUUAACUCAUUCAUGAAAAGUUGUUUGGGACGCAUUUAAACGCGCUCAAAGAGCACAUUUUUGCGCACAAAGGCGCGUCGACGGCGCGGUGUAGUUCUCCAGCGACGGGAGCAGAGCCGAGCCGAGCCGAGCAGCAGCAGCAGGCUGUCCGCCGAGAUUAAGUAAACACCGAGAGCAAUGAGAAAGAAGCAAACAGCCAAACAGAGGAAGACAGAGGAGACCACAGUUGUCCAGGAGUUUGUGGUGGAGACAAUAAUCCGCCGGAGAGUGUUUAAUGGAAGAGUGGAGUACUAUCUGAAGUGGAAAGGCUUCACAGAUGCAGAAAACACCUGGGAGCCCGAAGACAACCUGGACUGUCCUGAGCUCAUCGAGGAGUUCCUGAGAACCUACAACCCCGAGGACGACGAAGUGUUCAUCCCCAAGGAAGAAAUGAGCGAGCAGGAGACGGAAAUUUCGUGUGUACAGGAGGCUCACGCUGUGCAGAGCAACAGCAGCCUCGUCCUCCAGCCGGAUGAGGAGCAGUCAGACGCCCCCGCUAACCUCAGCACUUACCUCGAGCCCGAGUGCAUCAUCGGCUCCACGGACCGAAAGGGAGAGCUCAUGUUCCUCGUCAAAUGGAAGAACUCUGAUGACGUGGCCCUGCUGCCGGCCCGCGAAGCGAGCGCCAGAUGUCCCCAGGUGGUCAUCGACUUCUACGAGCAGAAGCUGACCUGGCACAGUGGAGACGAGGAGCAGUAAAACUUAAAAAAAAACGCGUGUAGGCUUAACGCCGAGGAGAGCAGAUAAACAGCUGCGCUCUCACCUGAAGCUUAGUUUAACCUCCAUCAAGUGUCCUCCUUCAGCUGACAUUAGAGGCACGCUGUGUGAAAUCACGUCCCGCUGCAGGUAGUUUUCUAGCAGGUGCGGGGAAUCCUCGGCGGGGACGGGUUUUUCAAAGUGCUCUCUGCUCCGUGGUGCUCGGUAAAGGUCACUGUGCCUUCGACACCGCGAUGGAGACUAAAACUAACCUUUGUGUGGAGCAGCUGACUUGAGGUCAAACUAACCCAUUGCAGCUUUUAUUUCACGUGUCAUGUAGCAGACUUAAUCACUGUGGAUGUUUUGUUUUUAAUAUAUUGUCAUGUUUAGUAAUUUAUACUCCUGUUUAGCCACGAGUAUCUCUCACUGGAAGUGGUGUUUGGUUGAUUAGUGUGAGCUUUCUAACCUGUACAGCCGCACUGAGCCGGCAGAGUGAACUAACUGCUGUCCUGUCCGUACCUUGAGUUCACGUAGAGCUACACAUCAUAGACCUGUUGUUUGGACUUGUAUUGUGUGAGAUUUUUACAGCCACAGCUUUUACUGUGUCUUUCUGUGUCUCUGUAUGACCCUUGUGGUGAAAUAUAAAACAAUGUGGCCCACAGGAAAUUUCCCAGAUGUUUCCCUUUUCCUCUUUACUAAAUUAUAACUUGAUGCUUUUACCCAAAGUGAAGUCCUGUCAGUCAAAAAGGCCUCACUUCCAGAGUGAACCUGUUGCCAUUUUCACCUGUUGAAACUAACUUUUGUGCACCUACAAUAGGUCAGACGAUUGUUAAAUGUAGCACUUUAGAUAUAAGACUGUCCAUUUCCGCAGGGCAUUGUUGCUGGCUGUAGUUACACAGCUCUAUGUACUUGAUACCUGCUUCCUGAUGGCGCUGUCCUGACUCAACAUAUCUCCCAUAACUGUUGUGGGACACUCAGCUGAACCUUAAACCUCCUAAAACUCACCUGCUACUGAACUGCUGUAACUGUUGACCAUGGAUCUGUGAAGUCUGUGAAUAAAGGAAAACUUUUUGUGA